Molecule: messenger RNA, 1005 nt
Organism: Pongo pygmaeus (Bornean orangutan)
Lineage: Eukaryota; Metazoa; Chordata; Mammalia; Primates; Hominidae
Gene: RPP30
Product: ribonuclease P/MRP subunit p30
Exons: 13
Coding region: 23-988 (321 amino acids)
Biological process (GO): tRNA processing
Cellular component (GO): nucleolar ribonuclease P complex
Molecular function (GO): RNA binding
Source: RefSeq, a predicted model, not a curated record
CGGGCGGUCAUGGGACUUCAGCAUGGCGGUGUUUGCAGAUUUGGACCUGCGAGCGGGUUCUGACCUGAAGGUUCUGCGCGGACUUGUGGAAACAGCCGCUCACCUUGGCUAUUCAGUUGUUGCUAUCAAUCAUAUCGUUGACUUUAAGGAAAAGAAACAGGAAAUUGAAAAACCGGUAGCUGUUUCUGAACUCUUCACAACUUUGCCAAUUGUACAGGGAAAAUCAAGACCAAUUAAAAUUUUAACUAGAUUAACAAUUAUUGUCUCGGAUCCAUCUCACUGCAAUGUUUUGAGAGCAACUUCUUCAAGGGCCCGGCUCUAUGAUGUUGUUGCAGUUUUUCCAAAGACAGAAAAGCUUUUUCAUAUUGCUUGUACACAUUUAGAUGUAGAUUUAGUCUGCAUAACUGUAACAGAGAAACUACCAUUUUACUUCAAAAGACCUCCUAUUAAUGUGGCAAUUGACCGAGGCCUGGCUUUUGAACUUGUCUAUAGCCCUGCUAUCAAAGACUCCACAAUGAGAAGGUAUACAAUUUCCAAUGCCCUCAAUUUGAUGCAAAUCUGCAAAGGAAAGAAUGUAAUUAUAUCUAGUGCUGCAGAAAGGCCUUUAGAAAUAAGAGGGCCAUAUGACGUGGCAAACCUAGGCUUGCUGUUUGGGCUCUCUGAAAGUGAUGCCAAGGCUGCGGUUUCCACCAACUGCCGAGCAGCGCUUCUCCAUGGAGAAACUAGAAAAACUGCUUUUGGAAUUAUUUCUACAGUGAAGAAACCUCGGCCAUCAGAAGAUGAAGAUUGUCUUCCAGCUUCCAAGAAAGCCAAGUGGUCUCACUCUGUCACCCAGGCUGGAGUGCAGUGGCACAAUCUCGGCUCACUGCAACCUUUGCCUCUUGGGCUCAAGCCAUCCUCCCACCUCAGCCUCCCAAGAACUAGAAUUCAAGAAAGACAACUUUGGAUCUCUCGUCAGAGAGAUCAUACUCCCAAGAACAGGCUUUGACCCUUCUGUAAAAGAUU